AUAUCACAGAAGAUACACCGUAUUGUUGGGCUAGUUUAAUGCAAAAAUGUUGGCAUUCGGUGCCUUUAGAGAGGCCAUCUAUUGGUGAAAUACAUAAAGAAAUAUAUUCUGGAUGUUGGAAUUUAGCUAAAAUUUUUACAGAAGCUGAAAAUAAACGACAAGAAUUACUUAAGUCCGGGGGAUUCAUUGUUAAACAUGUGCAUCCUCAUCAGAAAAAUCAUAGCAAAUUAUUAAAUCCUACUAUAGAUUCUAUGUUUUCAAGUCUACAUCAAAGUUUCAGAUUUUCUACACCAGACCCUGUAAAUUCUUUUCAAAACGUCAGCAAUUAUUCAUUUAACAUUAU
Molecule: messenger RNA, 343 nt
Organism: Dentiscutata erythropus
Lineage: Eukaryota; Fungi; Glomeromycota; Glomeromycetes; Diversisporales; Gigasporaceae
Source: the annotation of a GenBank genome assembly